AUGCCUCAGGAAACACAACCCCAGCACAAGGAAGGAUUCGUGGAGAGAUUCUUCGAGCAUCACCACCAUCACAAUAAGGACAACCACAGUGGUGAUCAGUCAAAAGAGCAGGACCAAAAGCCUCAGCAUCAAAAGGAAAGCGAGAUGGACAAGCUCCGGGACUACUAUCACCGGGACGAGGAAUUGGAGGAGCAAGGGCAGACUUAUGGAGGAUUGAUGUGA
Molecule: messenger RNA, 222 nt
Organism: Aspergillus chevalieri
Lineage: Eukaryota; Fungi; Ascomycota; Eurotiomycetes; Eurotiales; Aspergillaceae
Exons: 2
Coding region: 1-222 (73 amino acids)
Source: RefSeq, a predicted model, not a curated record